GGACCGACGGCGGCGCCAGUUCCUGUCCACCUGUCGGCCACGACAAACGCCGGUGCACGACGAACGUAGCACGCGCACACGUCUCCGAAACUCACCGAACCUGCUACACGUGGUCAGCCCAGCUCGUGCAAACGACGUGCACCACCACCGAGAUUUAUACGCGACACACACGACGUCGCACUAGACCCACCGACUGGAUUGUUUAUAUCGCUAUCCACCAAGCACUCCACUAGCCACGUAGACCCUCGAUACCUGCGCACCACGUCCGUAGGUGUUCGAUCCUGUUGACCGCGAAACGUGUCCCGUCAACUUCGUCAGCCGCGCGCGAUUGCGGUCCGCGGGCCGAGCGACACACAGCGUAACGCGUCGUGCAAUCAUCGCGGCACCACUGCAAUCGCACUAUUUGCCCGUCCCGUUCUAUACCGUCCGUCAUGUCGCGUUCGUCGUCGAACACCACUCGACGUCGCGCCCACGCCGCUGCAGCCACCGCCGUCUUCCUGGCGUUGGCCGUAACCGCGCCGUCCGGCGUACGCGCGGGAAGCUGUCUCGAAGCGAAGCUCUGCUGUCCGGGUCGCGACUCGGCGUGCGUCGUCCAGAAAACGCCCAUCAACGCCAUCAUCGAAGAUCCCACGGACAAGCCGUGCUACUGCGACCACGCGUGCCUCAAACUUGGCGACUGUUGCGCCGACUUCAAGUCCGCUUGCGGAGUGAUUGAUUGUGUGAUGUCGGAGUGGGAACCUUGGAGUGAGUGCGAUACGGAGUGUGGUAGUGGCAUGAUGACAAGAAAAAGACAAGUGUUGAAGUCCCCGGUGAACGGUGGCAAACACUGUCCUUCAAUGGUUCAGAAGAGGGCGUGCAUGGGAACCAGAUGCCCAAAUUAUCCCGGAAGUGCACUUAAAGAGACUGCCAUGUUGCUGCCUGCGUCUCUGGCAUCCAACCGCUUGACUAAUGAGUCCCAAGAUAUACGUCACAAUUUAAAGUACCGCCUAUCAAAGGAUCCAGUCGAUUUAGAUUCAAAGGAGUACUGCGUUCUUUUCGAAGUGAUGAAAGCGACCAAGGCCUGCAGAAAAGUGUCCGAAUACUCAUUGCUCCGGGAAGGUGAACGCGUGUGCGUACGCUGCGAUACGCAGGCGAUGCGCCAGUCGUUGGGUUUCCGUUGUCCGGGUCAUGGGACGAUGGAUCGAGCGACGAGAUGGACUGUACUCUCGGCACCUCAUUGUCAUGGCAAAUGGGUUCGUCUUGAGUCCGCAGGACAAAAGGACGGGCACUCGUGUCCCAUGUGUAAAAAAGGAGCGCAGUUCGUGUUCGUGUAAGCAGUAGCAGCAACAACCGCCGCCGCUCACCUCUAAAAAUGCUACCCCUUUUCUCCACUCGCCACGGGCAAAUAUAUAUCAUUACUAUUAUUAUACUCCAUUCUGCCAUCGGUCCUGUCAUCCACACCGUUCGCACUGCAGCGUCCUUAAAACUUCCGUCGAGCCAUUACCCCGGAUGAAUACGUCUCUGACCAAGUAAUAUCAUCGUGUAAUAACAAAAAUACAAUAAGUUUAUACAAGCAUAAUAUUACAUAAGUUUUUCGGACCAUAACAUAAUAUUAUAUAUAUAUAUAUAUAUAUAAUCUAUUCGUAUUAUAUAAGUCUCUAUUAUUUUCGGAUGCAAUAUGUUCGUACAUAUCCAUGAGCGAUUUUUUUCACCUCAUUAUAUCCGUUCAAUAACCUAUAUUAUCAAUAAA
Molecule: messenger RNA, 1729 nt
Organism: Sipha flava (yellow sugarcane aphid)
Lineage: Eukaryota; Metazoa; Arthropoda; Insecta; Hemiptera; Aphididae
Gene: vex
Product: somatomedin-B and thrombospondin type-1 domain-containing protein
Exons: 5
Coding region: 432-1313 (293 amino acids)
Source: RefSeq, a predicted model, not a curated record